GCGCUGGAAGUAUCUUAGGAGUUUCCGAUAUAACAGACAACCGUCACAUAUGGCGGAUGCUGUUGGCCGAAUUCCUAGGAACAUUCAUACUGGUCUACAUUGGAUGCGGAUCAGUCAUUUCUACGGAUAAUCCAACACACACUCAGAUUUCACUGACAUUUGGAUUGACCGUGGCAACCUUGGCGCAGUGUCUGGGACAUGUUAGUGGGUGCCAUAUCAAUCCAGCGGUUACAUUUGGACUGUUCAUCACGGGGGAUAUAAAAUUGUUGAAGGCUUUGUUUUAUGUUGCCGUCCAGUGUGUUGGAGCUGCAGCGGGCGCUGCACUUUUAACGGUAACAACACCGGAAGAGUUCCAAGGCACUUUGGGCAUUACAAACUUUGAAGAACCUCUAACGCCUCUUCAAGCUAUAAUAUGCGAAAUCCUUCUCACAUUUCCCUUAGUCUUUGUGGUUCACGCUGUAUGUGAUCCCAGGAGAACUGAUAUCAAAGGUUCAGCUCCUUUGGCAAUCGGGCUUAGUAUCACGGCCAGUCAUCUUAGUGGGAUUAAAUACACGGGCUCCAGUAUAAACCCAGCGCGAACAUUUGGCCCCGCGGUUAUAAUGGGUUUAUGGGAAAACCACUGGGUGUACUGGACCGGACCUAUCAUUGGUGGAAUUCUGGCCGGAGUUAUGUACAAGUUUUUGUUUAAAGUCGGAAAGGAAGAUGAUUCAUACGAUUUUUAAUACGAAUAGGUAGAUCAUUCUCACCAUACCAAAAUCACGUCAUUAUAACCCAUUUAAGGUGGAAUUAUAUCUUAUUUAGAUUUAUUCCGUCAAUCUACAUGAACUUUCAUUGCUAAUUUAUUGUAUCCAGUUCUAGUUCUGAACAAUAAUCGAUUAGCGUACCCACUACAAAGGGUAGAAAUUAGAAUUAAGUUAGGUUUUACCGUAAGCGCGCUUUUUUGGAGUACCACACCAAAAGUAAAUGAUUAGAUUCUGUAUGUAUCCUUUAAUCCAGGCUUAAAGCAGUAUCGAGACAAUUUGCUAAGUUAAUUAUAGAAUAGUAAAAUUUCAUUUGAAUUGUACUUAAGUAGGUAGUAAACAAUUCUUGUUUGAAAGUCGUGAGAAAUAUUACCAUAGCGUCCGAAUUUUCUGGAUUCUUGGUCGAAAUCACAUCGUCGGUUACCGCUCCAAAUUUUACAAAAUGAAUGGUUUCUAUAUGAAUCUUCAGGAGCGUAAAACACAAAAAAAAGUGACCAUACGUUAACGAUGAAGACCAUAAGCUUUCGAAUAUUGUCUAUGUAAUGUCCGCUAGGUAAAAGGUGCAGGGACAGCUUUCUAGUUCAGAGGGACCUCUUAUCCUUCGAUCUUCACCGAAUAAACUCGCAGUUGGAAUGAGAUUUAACUAAUGAAGGGUAUAAAAAAACUUGGGGCCCUUCCUUGCUCUUUCUGGCGAUCUUCUGAGAAACUUCUUUUCUCACGAAUGACUCAGAGCAGUAUUUUAAUCACAUCUAAAUGUAGCACAUAUUGUACAUGUUUAUUUAAGAUUAUGCAUUUCAUUUGUAAAA
Molecule: messenger RNA, 1546 nt
Organism: Photinus pyralis (common eastern firefly)
Lineage: Eukaryota; Metazoa; Arthropoda; Insecta; Coleoptera; Lampyridae
Gene: Drip
Product: aquaporin AQPAe.a
Biological process (GO): transmembrane transport
Cellular component (GO): plasma membrane
Molecular function (GO): water channel activity
Source: RefSeq, a predicted model, not a curated record